AUGGAAGUGGUGACGACGGUUGUUGGUCAAAUUGACGACGUCAACCAAUGUGCUGCUGCUGCUGCGUGGCUGCUCGUCGAUGUCGUUGCGCAGAUGGACGUUGCCCUGCAUGUGUGGUCAGGGCGAGAGGAACACGGACGACCUCAGCAGAGAGCAACAAGACGUGACAAGAACAUGAACAAGCAACAAAGAGGUGCGCUGAUGGGCACAAACCACAUGCGGGCACGUCCCAAGCGCCAAACAAGCACAAACAAGGCUGCGCGCAACUUGCAGACGACGCAGAAACAAACCUUCUGCUCGAGACGAACAACAACACGACACAGCAGCUAA
Messenger RNA from Salpingoeca rosetta, 330 nucleotides. RefSeq lists its product as uncharacterized. NCBI's taxonomy places the organism in Eukaryota, Choanoflagellata, Craspedida, Salpingoecidae. The transcript is spliced from 2 exons. The record is from RefSeq and is a predicted model, not a curated record. Bases 1 to 330 code for a protein of 109 amino acids.